This is a messenger RNA of Cheilinus undulatus (humphead wrasse), 6680 nucleotides long. RefSeq names its product sterol regulatory element binding transcription factor 2 (gene srebf2). The transcript is spliced from 20 exons. NCBI's taxonomy places the organism in Eukaryota, Metazoa, Chordata, Actinopteri, Labriformes, Labridae. Gene Ontology annotation, molecular function: protein dimerization activity; DNA-binding transcription factor activity, RNA polymerase II-specific; RNA polymerase II cis-regulatory region sequence-specific DNA binding. The record is from RefSeq and is a predicted model, not a curated record. Gene Ontology annotation, biological process: positive regulation of transcription by RNA polymerase II; positive regulation of cholesterol storage. Bases 242 to 3772 code for a protein of 1176 amino acids. Gene Ontology annotation, cellular component: nucleus.
GAGCGUAAAACAAGAUGGCGCCGUCUUAAGCAUUAAUUGAUGUGAAUGAGUUUAUCGACGUAAAAGUCUGCCUCUUUGGAGGCUCCGGGGUCGUGUUACUGCCUGUCUCGAACAGAAGCGUCUUCAUUAUCAUAUUAAAGGUGUUGUGGGCGUCGCUGAACGCCGCAGAAUAGCCGGUGGGUGGUGUUUCUUUCCUCCCUCUGCCCUCCGGUGACAGCCGGGGUGACGAGCCGCUGACAGGAUGGACAGUGGAGAGUACAUCCCCACCAUGGACAACAUGGACACGACUUUAGCGGAGUUAGGAGACGAAUUCACUCUGGGAGACAUCGACGAGAUGCUUCAGUUCGUCAGUAACCAGGUCGGGGACUUCCCAGACCUGUUUGAGGACCAGAUGGCCUCCGCUCAGAGCGGAGUCUCCACCAACACCAACCCCCGACCAACUCCUCAAACCCCUCAGACACCGACUCCAGCUACCUACCAGAACUCCAACAGCAGCCUCACCCCGUCCCAGACGCUCUCCCCCCAGUCUGUGCCCCUCACCCCUCCCCUCACUCCCGCACAGACCCCCUCCCCCACCACUGUGUCCACAGGGCAGCAGCAGGUGACCCGCACCCCGCCGCUCCUGCAGCCGAGGCCUCAGAUGGUGCAGCCCAUCCAGCCUCAGCCCCAACCGACAGCCCAGCCCACCAUCCAGAUGCACACCCAGGGGAUUCCAGUGCAGACUCAGAGCUUCCCAGGCCACACCCUGGUCCAGACCCACAGCCAGACGCCGCUGCCCAUCCAAACACAGGCGGCCCAGACUGUGAUGAUCACCUCCAAUGGUGGGCGAUUCAUCCAGAACCCUGUAAUCUGCCACCAGAGCCCUGCUCCUGGUUUUCAAGUCCUUCAACCACAAGUGCAGAGCAUUAUGACGUCACCACAGCUCCAACCAGUCACCAUUCAGCACCAGCGUGUCCUGACACCGAGUGGUCAGACCAUCCAGACUCUAUCCACAGCGCCCACUGCAGUCCAUACCGUGCAACAGCAGGUGCAACAAGUACCUGUUUUGGUGCAGCAGCCUCAGAUCUUGAAGACAGACUCACUCGUUCUUACGACACUCAAACCAGAUGGCACACAGGUGUUGUCGACGAUGCAGAGUCCCACAGGGAUCACCACCCUAACCACACCCAUCCAGAACACGGCUCUACAAGUACCGACGCUGAUGAGCAGCAACAUCCUGACCACCGUUCCCGUCAUGAUGGGCGGAGGAGACAAGCUGCCCAUCAAGCAGCUGCAGCCCGGCUCUUCCCACUGCACGAAUGGAGGCCGAGCGAGCGUGGAGCCAGCGCAGGUGAUUGGAGGAGUCGUCGGCCCGGGGGGAGUGGUGAAGGAAGGUGAGAGGAGGACGACCCACAACAUCAUCGAGAAGAGGUACCGCUCGUCCAUCAAUGACAAGAUCGUGGAGCUCAGAGACCUAGUCAUGGGUAAUGAUGCAAAGAUGCAUAAGUCGGGUGUCCUGAGGAAGGCCAUAGACUACAUCAAAUACCUACAGCAGGUGAACCACAAACUACGACAGGAGAACUUGGCUCUGAAGAUGGCGAACCAGAAGAACAAGCCGGUGAUUCUGUCUGAAGACGUGGAGCUCAAACAGGAAAUAGUAAUGAUGUCACCUCCAGCCUCGGACUCUGGAUCUGGUUCCCCUCCUCAGUUCUCGCCCUACUGUGUGGACUCAGAGCCAGGGAGCCCCUUACUGGAUCACGAACCACUGAAGAGUGAACCAGACUCGCCCUCUUCUGUCGGAGUGAUGGACGGUUCUCGUCUGCUUCUCUGUGCCCUGACCUUCUUCUGCCUGUCCUUAAACCCGCUGCCAUCUCUGUUGGACUCUGAGGAUUCAGGGAGCUCUGGCCUUUCUGCAGGACACGGAGCAUCUAGAUCCCUUGUCUCUGUUCCCCAUCACUCACAGGACUUUGCCUCCUGGCUGCGCUGCCUUCUUCCUUGGGUGAUGGUUUGGGUGCUGAGUGGAGUAGGAGCCGUGUGGGGCUGUGUCCGGGUCCUCUACCUGUGGGAGCCAGUCACACCGCUUCACUCACCGAAAUCUGUGUCGUUCUGGAGACAUCGCAAGCAAGCCGACCUGCAUCUCAACAGAGGUGAUUACACGGCAGCAUCAGCCAGUUUAGAAACCUGCCUGUCCAUCUUGACUCGAGCUUUUCCCUCCACUAACCUCGACCUGGUCUGCUCCCUGUGCUGGAACGUGAUUCGCUACUUCCUGCAUCGCCCAACUCCCCUGGGCUGGCUCGUUCAUCAAGUGAGGGGGAAGCACGAGGGGGAGGAGGCCAGGACGAGUGCGAGAGAUGCCGCGCUGGUUUACCACCGGCUGAGUCAGCUGCAGCUCACAGGAAAGCUUCCUCAGCGUAGCAGUCUGUGGGCUCUGUCUCUGUCUCUGAGCGCUGUAAACCUCAGCGAGAGUGCCCAAGGCAAGCUGCCCGCUGCCCAGCUCACUGAGAUCUAUAUCACUGCAGCGACAGCCCUGCGCACCAUCCUGGGCCACCACCUCACCUGCUUACCUGGUUAUCUGCUGAGCUGUGCGGAGAGCGUGGCCAACCAAUCAGAGACCAAGCAGAUCCCUGACUGCCUGCGCUGGCUCUUCACACCUUUGGGUCGGCAGUUCUUUCUGAGCUGUGAUUGGUCAGUGAAGUCAGAAAGCACUGUGGGGGUGUUCACCUCUGAGAGAGACCCAGGUACGCCCAGGAUUUCCGACCCCAUCGCUCAGCUUCAUCGCUGUUUCUGCAGGAAGCUUCUAGAGAGAGCCGUUCACACACUCAUCCAGCCGCAGAGCGACUCUGAAGGAGGCAAACACAAGAACGACUCAGGGGAGUUUUCCAGCGCCCUGGAGUUCCUCCAGUUAUUGAACAGCUGCACAGAGGACUCUCCCUCCACUCCUCCUCCCUUCUCAGCUCCUCCCAGUCACACCACCACCCCAGUUGGAGACCCAGUGAGCCGUUGGUGGGCUUUGGUCCUGAAGGCUGCAGUUCAUUGGCUGCAGGGUAAUGAUGUCACAGUGAAGUCACUGUUGGCAGAAGCUGAGCGGAUGCCGAGGGCCUUGCACACAUUUGACCACCCUCUCCCUAAGGCGGUGCUGCUGCUCUGUAAAGCCGUUCAGAUGAGUCUCUCCCCCCUGAAGGGUGAGGGGGCGGUUGCCUGCCUCUCUCACUGCGACAGAGCCAGCAGCUUCCUGUGCUCCAGCAUCGCGGUGCCCCUCGCCCCCUCUGGGAACAUGCUGAACAAGGGUGUGGAGCUACUGGUCUGUGACCUCCUGCUGACUUUGAGAACCAGUCUGUGGCAGCGGGGGAGCAACAGUAAUGGAGACCCGGGCCCUGCUCCAGGAUCUCAGCUGGCCGGUUUUCAGAGAGACCUGAGUGCUCUGCGGAAGCUCACACAGUGCUACAGACAGGCUCAGCACAAGGUGUUUCUUCAUGAGACCACAGUGAGGCUGAUGGCUGGAGCCAGUCCCACCAGGACCCACCAGCUGCUGGAGCACAACCUCCGACGCAGGACGCACAACUCCUACACAGCAGAGGGUGAGUGUAUCGUGGGUGAGAGAGAGAGGGCCCAUGCCAUCCUGCUGGCGUGUCGCCACCUGCCCCUCCCUCUGCUGACCCCGCCCGGGCACAGAGCACGACUCCUAGCUGAGGCCAAACGCACCCUGGAGCGCGUGGGAGACCGGCGAUCGCUGCAGGACUGUCAGCAGAUCCUGCUGCGGCUAAGCGGGGGCACGACCAUCGCUGCCUCCUGAACGCACACACAUUCAGACACACUGUUAUUAAGGCUUGUGAAAUUCUGCUAUCAUCAGUGAAGAAACAAACUACUCAUUCACUUUAUUCCACCUUCACUCAAACUGUUUAAGGACCAUGAGUUAUGAGACUUUCACGUUUACAGACAGCUCAUUUUACUGUCACAGCUCCAUAUCCACGGCUUCAGAAACUCUCUAUGGCUGCAGAUUUGCACCUUUAAUACUUACAUUAAUUAUUGCAGCACAAUCAUGCCACCUUCUGGUCAUUAAAGGAACCAUACUGGCUUAUUUAAACGAUAAUACUCAAUAAGGAAAAUCAGGGAAAAGGGACCAUUCUAUCCUAGCUGGUGAAGUUAAUGUGAUGCAGCAGUGCAUUGACUAGCUGUAGAUGUACAAUCAUUACUGGCACACAGCAGUGUGAGUGCUUCAAUAACUGUGUAUCGUCUCAUUUAACCUGCAAGCUUCCAUUAAAGGCCUCAGUGAAUUUAAGGUCUGCGAUGCAUGGCUGUGCUGAAGGAUGUAGACUGACACACAAGCUUAUUUUACCAACACAGCGCUGACGAGUGUCUCUUCUUAUCUACCUCAUACUCUGUACAAGUCUAGAACUGUACAGUGGAGAAAAAUUAGAAUAUUCAGACGCCCAUCAGUUGUCCUGAAACUGACGAGUUGAAGUGAUGCAUUGAUUCACAGCUACAUCCUUUUAAUGAAACGUCACUGAGCUGCUUUAUUUAGACUUUAGGACGUGGCAGGAAAGUUUUUUCGCUUGCUUUGCAGAAUUGUAAGAGUGACGGACAACUGCUGCUGGCAUGCUCACAAAAAAACUAGGAAACAAGUGGAUUUUGUAUGAUUUUAGUAAAUAAAACAUGAAAAAAACAGAGGAAAGCAGCCAAUCAGAAGCCUUUGAGCUUAUUAAUACCUACCUACACAAAUACUCACAUGCACAAUAGGGCUGUCACAACACCAGGAUUUUAAAGUUAGAGAGGAUAGUAGUAAAAAUCAAACAUCAGUUUCUGUUUAAGUACUAGGGUUGUCAAGUUUUCAGUACUUUUUUUUGAUGCUGACUGAUUCAAAAUGAUGCAAUCUAUGGUAUUUCAUUGAUCGAUAGAAUUGAAAAGUAUCUAAAUUUAAAGUAGAGUUGUAUUUUCUGCUGCAAGAGAGACCGUGAGGGAACUGCUGUGUCCCAAUUCAGGGUAUGCAGCCUUCAUACUUCAAGUAUGAUGUGAAUGAAUGUGUUUCUGUGGGCCAUGAGGGAUCUAUUUAGUGCAGCCUUCAUGACCCAACAUAUCCCAAGAUGCAGUGCGCCCAAAUCAACAACAUGGCAGUCUCUUAAAUGACCGAAUCAUGCAUUUUUUAAAGAUUUAUUCUUGGGCCUUUUUUGCCUUUGUUAAGAGAGGAUAGUGUCAAAAAUCAGGUUGAGAGAUGGUGAAUGACAUGUAGGAAAGGGGCCACAGGCCAGACUUAAAACCCAAGUUGCCUGCUUGGAAGACUAGUUUCAUUUUUUUUUCUUUGAAAACAUAUUUAAUGGACUCAUUAUGCCUCUUAUUCUUGAGAGAAAGACAGUGGAUUGUCAGAAACAGAGAUGAGAGUGGAGGAGAGAAAUGCAGGAAAGGAGCCACAGGCUGGCACAUAACAGCUAGGCCAUCAGUGCCCCACAGUAAUGCCGUUUCAGUUUAAGUAAUCAGUGUCUACUCCCUCAAAUACAGAGACUGUUGUCCUUGAGCCCUGGGAUCAAAUCCAGCUUGUGGCUGCUUUCCUGCAUGUCAUUCCUCACUCUUUCUUCAGUUUCUCAGUUUGCCUCCUAUCAAAAUAAAGGUGUAAAAGCCUAAAACAAAUCUUCAAAAUUCGAUAAAUGAAGGGGAAAAUGCUGGGCCUUUAGAAGGAUACUACUCCUGAAUUGGGACACAGCUACUGUCAAAUUUGCAGAUACACUCAAGACAGUCUGGCUGCUGACCGCCUCUAUCAGACACCUGUUUUAGAGACCACUGCUGUCAGACACCACUGUUGGGAGGGAAAUACAAGCGUAGACUUUCAAAAUAAAAUUGGAUCUAACUUCUGGAUAGGGUAAGGAUUAGGAUACCAAAAGUUCAAGUUUAAAAGCUAACCUGCAAACCUGAUUACAAUACCUGAUACAGUUGACUAAACAGUCUGCUUACAGAGAAAAAGCUUGUCACCCGUGAAAACACUUACAUGCAGCCUUCGUAGCUUAUGUAAGCUAACUUAGCUAAAGCUAACAUACCUACAUUGGCUUACAUUGUACAAUAACUACAUAGCUUGUGUAGCUACAUUGCUAAAGAUAAUUUUACAGGAAAUACUCUGUGGCAGCAAAUCAAGUAUCUUCAUCCUGUUGUGAAGUGGCGUCUCACAGAAUUGGUCUGCAAGAAGGGCAUCUGAGAGAGGCUGUCUGCAGCCAGACCCCUCCUAUACACUGGCAGUGACUACUUCUUUUGUGAUGUUGAUGAUGUGCAGGAAUUUUUUUCUGAAUUUAAUAUGAAGUAGAAACAAGAGAUUCCCCAAUAUUGAGUGUCAUAGACUUCUGUAUUUACUGCCAUGCUGUCAAGCUACUCCUGAAUUGGGACACAGCUAUUGUUUGAAUAGCAAAUGCAUGGAAUGUCUUUGUAUUACAUAUUUGUAUAAUCUAAACAGUUUAAGGAGCUUUUCUGCAGCUUUUGCGCAUGGAAAUCAAUAAAUUGCCAACUAUUAGGUGUCUGGGGCUUCAGCUUUUGUUUCUAUAGGAUUAAGUGGCUUUGCUUGGUUUGUACUAGAAUGAUAUCAAAGUUUAAAAAUAUGUUGUUGUGAGAACCUUAUAGGAUAUAAUGGCAACAAAAAUAGAGGUCCUCAUUAUCUAAUAUUGAGCAUUUUUUUAUUUUAAUGACCAAAAAUUGCAGACAAACUCCUGCACACUUUGUAAAUU